UCCGUGCAAAUGCGGAGAAAACUGAGCUCCGUCUUUCGGAAGAGACGUUAAACCGUUGGUCCAAAGUAGGAAAGUAGGAAACAGUAAGGUAGUAGGAUGAAUUGGAGGUUAGGGUUGGCCCGAUGAAGGCUCUCAUCGGUUGUGAGACGAGGGGCAUGGCGGAAGCCCGUUUCCUAACGGAAAUCCAGGAUGUCGUGCAUCGGUUGAACUUGGCGGAGUUGCGUAAUCACAUGAAAAUGCACAUCGACCUGAAGCAGCAGGAGCAGAAGGUGCGGUACGACAAGACGCGCCGAGAUGCCAAACUGUAUAAAAAGGGCGACCUGGUCCUGGUACGAAUCACGAGUGACCUUGCCACCGGGAGUAGCAGGAAACUGUACCCAAAGUUCAAGGGUCCAUUCCGGAUUCACAAGAUCCUGAUCAACGAUCGGUACGAGAUUGAAGAUCUGAGGGAAAAUCGAAAGAGAGGUCGGACGGUUGCAGCCGCCGAUAAUCUGAAACCCUGGAUUACGAUACAAGGUGAGCUAGCGAUUACAGCUGACAUUAAUGAAUUUAGCUGUUCUAGUCCAUGAUGCUGGAUUUGUUGGUACUGGGUGCCAUUGUUGAUGUAAUAGUACAAGCCGUAAGGUCGUUGGAAAUUACAAAGUAUUGUUGGUACUGAGUGUCAUUGUUGAUGUAAUAGUACAAGGCGUCAGGCCGUUGGAAAUUACAAAGUAUUGUUGGUACUGGGUGCCAUUGUUGAUGUAAUAGUAAUAGGCGUAAGGCCGUUGGAAAUUACAAAGUAUUGUUGGCCUGGGUGCCAUUAUUGAUGUAACAGUACAACGAACUGAGCCGUUGGAAAUUAUAUAUUGAUGUAACAGUAUAAUGAGCUGACAGUUGGAAAUUACAUAUUGGUGUAACAAUACACGAGCUGAGUCGUUGAAAAUUAUAUAUUGACUAGCUGGUUACCCGGGCUUCGCCCCGGAGGACAUGUGUAAUAAUACACGCAAAUAAUCUCACUCAAUAGUCUCUCUCUCUCUCUCUCUCUCUCUCUCUCUCUCUCUCU
Messenger RNA from Temnothorax curvispinosus, 1042 nucleotides. RefSeq lists its product as uncharacterized. NCBI's taxonomy places the organism in Eukaryota, Metazoa, Arthropoda, Insecta, Hymenoptera, Formicidae. The record is from RefSeq and is a predicted model, not a curated record. The coding region runs from base 123 to 569 and encodes 148 amino acids. The transcript has 2 exons.